Molecule: messenger RNA, 810 nt
Organism: Malurus melanocephalus (red-backed fairy wren)
Lineage: Eukaryota; Metazoa; Chordata; Aves; Passeriformes; Maluridae
Gene: PSMB3
Product: proteasome 20S subunit beta 3
Exons: 6
Coding region: 132-749 (205 amino acids)
Biological process (GO): proteasome-mediated ubiquitin-dependent protein catabolic process
Cellular component (GO): proteasome core complex, beta-subunit complex; proteasome core complex
Source: RefSeq, a predicted model, not a curated record
UGGCGGCGGCGGCGGGGCCGGAGCGGGGCCCGGGAGCGAUCGCGCGGGAGCGAGUGGGGAAGGAGCGGGCUCUGUGUGGGGACGCAGCGGUGACACAGCGGUGACUGAAGAGUGACCCAAGAGCCGCAGCUAUGUCCAUUAUGUCCUAUAACGGCGGGGCCGUCAUGGCCAUGAAGGGCAAGGACUGCGUGGCCAUCGCCGCCGACCGGCGCUUCGGGAUUCAGGCGCAGACGGUGACCACGGACUUCCAGAAGAUUUUCCCGAUGGGAGAAAGGCUCUACAUUGGCUUGGCCGGGCUGGCCACGGACGUGCAGACAGUUGCCCAGAGACUGAAGUUCAGGCUGAAUCUCUAUGAGCUGAAGGAAGGGAGGCAGAUCAAACCCCAGACUUUCAUGAGCAUGGUGUCCAACCUGCUCUACGAGAGGAGGUUUGGCCCCUACUACACAGAGCCGGUGAUUGCAGGGCUGGACCCACGUACUCACGAGCCCUUCAUCUGCUCCCUGGACCUCAUUGGCUGCCCCAUGGUCACAGAUGACUUCGUGGUCAGUGGAACCUGCUCCGAGCAGAUGUAUGGGAUGUGUGAGUCCCUCUGGGAGCCAGACAUGGAGCCCGAGCACCUCUUUGAGACAAUCUCGCAGGCCAUGCUCAACGCUGUGGACAGAGAUGCCAUUUCUGGGAUGGGUGUGGUGGUGCACGUCAUAGAGAAGGACAAGAUCACUACGAGGACCCUGAAGGCUCGCAUGGAUUAGCCCAGCGCAGUUUCGCUGGCACUCGGGACGUUUUAAAAUAAAAACUCUCCACUGAACAUUC